AUGGCGUCGCAGUUGGUCUAUUUCGGGCCCAAACCACUCCAGGCGCUCAACGCCAAAAUGCGCCAUGGUUUCGACGAAGACUACAACUCAGAACAGUUUCUCUCGUCGCUCGCCAACAACUUCUACAUCUAUUUCGACGAUAAGCGUCACAAUGCGAAUGGUCUGCCGCUUCUGGACGCGGAGAAACGGCUGCCUGCGCAUGCCAAGACAUACCAGCCAAUAGUGGACUGGAAAGUGAUGAAAGAACGCCAGAAAACGAUCGCUGCAGCAGUGGUUCUUUGUCUAAAUUUGGGCGUAGACCCCCCGGACGUCAUGAAAACAUAUCCAUGUGCCAAACUCGAGGCUUGGUGCGAUCCAGGUGCAUACACAGACACCAAAAAGGCCAUAGAGGCCAUUGGAAAGAGUCUCCAGGCACAAUAUGAGACCCUCUCCUUGAGAACUCGCUAUAAGCAGUCGCUAGAUCCUUGUGUGGAGGAAGUUAAAAGACUAUGUAACACUUUGCGUCGUCUGGCGAAAGAUGAACGUAUUUUAUUUCACUACAAUGGUCAUGGUGUACCCCAACCAACCGCCAGUGGAGAGAUCUGGGUGUUUAACCGAGGAUACACACAGUAUAUUCCCAUAAGCUUGUACGAUCUUCAGACUUGGUUGGGCGCGCCGGUCGUGUUUGUCUACGAUUGCAAUAGCGCAGGAAACAUAGUACACAACUUCAAGAAGUUCGUUCAAAAACGUAUUGAUGACGAUAAUGAAGGCAAUCACGACGAGAGCGCUCCCUCUCCUACCCUGGCAUACCUUGACCUGUUACAACUUGCUGCUUGUCGCUCCCAUGAAAUUCUUCCGAUGAGCCCUGCAUUGCCAGCCGAUUUGUUCACCUGCUGCUUAACAUGCCCGAUCGAUAUUUCUUUGAAAUGGUUCAUUAUGCAGCUGCCUCUCAAGGAUAGCUAUUAUCUGUUGCUUCCUCGCAAUUCUAGUGGAAGCGUCAUUGUUCCAGGUAAACUCACUGAUCGUAGAACACCGCUUGGUGAACUCAAUUGGAUCUUCACUGCGAUCACAGACACAAUUGCUUGGACCUCGCUUUCGAGGCCCAUUUUCAAGAGAUUGUUUCGUCAGGAUCUUAUGGUCGCGGCUCUAUUCCGUAAUUUCCUUCUAGCAAAGCGUAUCAUGCCACAUCUCAAUUGCAAUCCUGUGAGUGAUCCACCACUCCCUGAGUCUGUACGUCAUCACCCCAUGUGGGAUUCUUGGGAUCUCGCCAUUGACCAGGUCUUCGCACAGCUAAUAAAGAAUAAUACUGCCAGCUCUGACUCAGAUUCACUACCGACCACUGGCGGCUCAUUUUCUGGACCGUCGGCUUCAACAGCAGGCUCCAACGCCUCCUUGGAGCAAUCGAGACCGCCGGCUGCAUCGUCUGCAUCUGCGUCUGCAACUGCUUCGGCGGCGGCCCUCCCUCAAGCAUUAUCGAACUACCAACAUUCAACCUUUUUUGAGCAACAGCUCACUGCAUUCGAGAUAUGGCUCAAGUAUUCUGGUGCCUCCACAAAAGAUCCUCCUGAUCAGCUUCCUAUCGUGUUGCAGGUCCUUCUUUCUCAAGUGCACCGCUUGCGUGCUUUGAUUCUCCUCUCGAAGUUCCUCGACUUGGGACCAUGGGCAGUAUAUUUGUCGCUCUCGAUCGGUAUCUUUCCAUAUGUCCUCAAACUUCUCCAAAGUCCUGCGCAAGAAUUAAAGCCAGUGCUCAUUUUCAUAUGGGCCAGAAUCAUGGCCAUAGACUACAAAAGUACCCAACAGGAGCUCUGCAAAGACAAGGGCUACAACUACUUUUAUUUGAUCCUAAACACCACACCCCAGAACCAAAUCGGCGCGCCUGGUGCGCCCGGUGGUGCUGCUGUAAAUUGGAACGCUCUCCCUGCCAAUAAUGUGCUUGUGAACGACGAUCAUAAAGCUAUGAGUGCCUUCAUCUUAACACUCUUCAUCAAAGACUUCAAAAACGGACAAAGGCUCUGUUUCUCUAUCGAGUUGGUGACCAAUUGUCUUCGUUUCAUUGCGACCUCAGAGAACCCAUUGCUCAGACAGUGGUGUUGCUUGCUUUUGUCUCAGCUUUGGCUGAAAUACCCUGACGGAAAAUGGAUUAUUUACAAAGAUGGAUAUUUGAGUAAAUUUCUAGAGCUUGUCAACGACCCAAUUCCAGAGGUGAGAACAUCAAUCAUCUUGGCCCUCACCACAUUCUUGACAGAACCACUGGAGGGCCCUUCUGAUCUGCCACAAAAACCUUCGAGAGGCUCUCAAAUGAGCGCUUCGACUUCAAUGAAUACCUCUUCCACCAAUUCAACUGUGAUGUCUGGCCAGAGGCAAAAUGGUCCUCCUAUCAGCAUCAAUUCCGAUUUGAGAAAGGAUGAGUUGAAGCAACAGGACUCUAAGUUUGCGAAUGUGAUUCUUAAGCUUCUCGGAGACGGAUCGACCAUUGUGAGAAAAGAAAUUGUGUUUUUCAUCAACCGCUUCAUCAAGGUGUACGAGAAGUUCUUCUUAGUGGUUGCCUUCAAUCAGCUAGAGGAGGAAAUCGUUUUGAUUGAUAAUCCUAACAAUUUACAGGAGUUCCGCAAAAAGUCCCCGGCUUAUGGUUCGAUCUUUAGCUCAGUUUGGAAAGCGCUUCUAAUUCUUUCAGAAGAUCCACAUCUCGAAGUUAAAGAGUUAGCAGAAACUCUCAUUGACGGCGUCAUGGUGAAGUUGCGCAUGAGUGAAUUGGGUGACUUGGUGCAAGAAAUGCAAGACUGUUUGUUGAGCAAAUCUAGUACCAAUAUCUCAGAUAGCUUCCAGGCGUCGCCAAUCGUCAGUCGCCAACCAAUGUCACUUCAAAACAAAAACGGCAUGAACGGCCACAAUCGGUCAAACAGCAACGGAAACGGAGUCGCAAACGGAACACAUAGUGGUGCGCAUCAAUCGCCUCUCAGAAAUGCUGCAAGCUCUGGCACUUUGAAUAGAUCAAGCCCUGGCAAAGAAGAUAACUCAGAUGCUUCUUCAAUCACUUCUAAACUCAAAUCUCUUGGUAUUGCUAGCAUUUUCAAAUCCUUCCAGAUUGACGAGGACAAUGAGAUCAAGAAAUUCACUCGUAUUCUCAAUCAAGGAACAAUUCCCAGCCAGUAUGGCGCUGAGUACAAGCCAAGAACUCCACGGUACGUUGCACGGAACCUCGACGUUGAACCAGACUUACCCGAUUCGUCUGGAUUCUUCGAGUACAGUUGUGAGUAUUUCCAAGAGCCGCAAAUGUCCAAAAGUGAGGCUGAUGAGCCCGGAUCAAAAGAGUAUGUUAGGCGCUUAUGGAGAAGAAACCGUAACGAGCAAACAAUCCAAGAAACCCAGCCUCAAAAGAAAAUUGCUAUCCGCGGAGAUUGGAAUCGCGAGUUGUCUGUGUUGAGCAAUAAAACACAACCAAAGCUACUCCGAUUCAUGCAAUUCGAAAAGAUGUUGGUAUGUACAGACGAGAAGGACACUGUGAGCGUAUGGGAUUGGGAAAAAAAGAACAUGGUCACAAAAUUCUCCAAUGGCAAUCCAUUCGGUACCAAGAUCACGGAUUUGAAAUUUCUCAACGAAGACGAUUUGCCGUUGGUCAUGACUGGAACUUCGGAUGGUGUCAUCAAAAUCUACAAGAACUUCCAUUGUGAGGGCUACGAUGAUGACAAGCCAGUGCAGCUUGUGACUGCGUGGCGUGCAUUGACGGAUCUACUUCUUACGUCUAGAAUCUCCGGGCUUGUCAGCGACUGGCAACAGUCGAGGGGUUCGUUGUUGGUGAGUGGAGACGUCAAGAUCAUCCGAGUUUGGGAUGCGCCGCGAGAGCUCUGUAUCGCUGAUAUCCCUGCGCGGUCGUCGUCGUCAAUCACGAACAUCACGUCGGACCAGGUUGCGGGCAACAUUUUCGUGGCGGGCUUCGAAGACGGCACGAUUCGAGUGUAUGACCGCAGACUCGACACACGAGAGUCCAUGGUCAAGGUCUGGCAGGGAGGACGCAACGGAACAAAGAACAUGGGUCGCGGAGCGAUCAGAAAUGUGCACAUGCAAAGAGGAGGAUUCCGCGAGUUGGUUAGCACGUCUGCAGACGGAUACAUCAACUUGUGGGACAUCCGUAACUCGGACCCAGUGGUUUCGUUCAACAGUCCAGAGAGAAAUAUUCGAGCCGCAGAUGUUCACGAACAUGCACCAAUCAUCACCACUGGCUCUAAAAGCGUCAACAUCUGGACCACCGCCGGCGACGUCGUGGCCACAUUGAAGAACCCACACGACACAUAUCUCACCAACAGAACUUCAAACUACAUUUCUAGCAUAGCAUUUCAUCCACACCAGAUGAUGAUUGCCACCAAUUACAUCCAAGAUGGGCACAUCAAUGUUUACUCGUGUACAGACAUUGUCUCCGAGUAUUGA
Messenger RNA from Australozyma saopauloensis, 4404 nucleotides. RefSeq names its product ubiquitin-binding TORC1 subunit (gene KOG1). Gene Ontology annotation, biological process: regulation of autophagy; TOR signaling; positive regulation of protein serine/threonine kinase activity. The transcript has a single exon. NCBI's taxonomy places the organism in Eukaryota, Fungi, Ascomycota, Pichiomycetes, Serinales, Metschnikowiaceae. Gene Ontology annotation, cellular component: TORC1 complex; cytoplasm. Bases 1 to 4404 code for a protein of 1467 amino acids. The record is from RefSeq and is a predicted model, not a curated record. Gene Ontology annotation, molecular function: protein binding; protein-macromolecule adaptor activity.